This is a messenger RNA of Bufo gargarizans (Asiatic toad), 3009 nucleotides long. Its product is annotated as posterior protein-like. The transcript has a single exon. The record is from RefSeq and is a predicted model, not a curated record. Gene Ontology annotation, molecular function: zinc ion binding; nucleic acid binding. Lineage: Eukaryota; Metazoa; Chordata; Amphibia; Anura; Bufonidae. Bases 1172 to 2758 code for a protein of 528 amino acids.
GGACGUUGUCAAGGCCUGAUUGCUGGAGAGGAGGUGCGGGCCAGUGGGAGAUGCAACAGUUGCUGCAUCGGGCUGUGUUGGAACUGAUAAAAUUGACAUCUAUGAUACAGAUUUAAUGCAAAGAUGUUCCUUGAGAUCUUGAACUGAAUCAUCCCGGGUCUGCUUGAUAUGCAAAUGAGAAUCAUCAAAGGGUUCUUGGAGCAGGACACUGAUGAAAGGAAGAUCUGCCAGGACUGUCACAUCCUGGGGAAAUCCCGACCCCCUGCUGGUAUUUACUGCCCACACCUGUGUCAGCAAGGACAUAUAUGCUGGGAUGGGGGCAGGGGUAUAUGAUACAACUUCUUCCUGUGUAAUUACCUGCACUAACCUAACUUACAAGUAAGAGCAAUGGUGACCUCUGGGACAAGACAAGUCUUCCUGGACUCUACAAUCAAGAAUGUGAUUCGCUGAGACCUGCUGGAGAGGAGUGUUCUGAGUCCAGAAGAAAAGCCCAUGGCAUGUGUGACUGAAAGAGAGAAUGGUGUAGCUAGCUCAAGGAUCCUGACCCCCUCCAAUCCCCUCUCCCAUUCCCUUAAUUGUAUUUAGAAUGUAGAUAUAUCCCUAUUUGUAAAUAAAUCCAACACUGAGUUAAGAUAUAGUUGUUCUUCAGUAAUUUAAGGCACCAGCAAAGCAGAGCACAUUCUACAUUUGGCACCCCAGAAAGAGUGUGGAAAUUCCUAAAUCCACAUAGAACCUAUAAGACGGAAUUGCUCUAAUUCAAAUUGCUGAAAGAACAGACCAGACCUGUUGCACAGAUUCCUUGGUGAAGUUAGCUGGAUCUUGGACUUCGUAGAAGGAUUGAAAGUGUGGUGAGUUAUUCAUUGGAUAUGCAAAAGUUCUAAUUGUUUGUUGUCCUUGAGUGUAUGUGGAGUUGUAAUAGUGGAUAAAGUAUUGAAUGCGGUAUGUUAAUAAGGGUAAAAUCAGAGGAAAGUGUGGAUUCUCUGUAGAGGAACAAUUUGUGUUUGUUUGUAAUCUUGACUUGAGUUCAGACCGAGUGUGUGCAUAUAUGUAAAGACAUUGUGGGAACACUGAAAAGUUUGGUUCUUUGUCUUGUUCACUUGUGAGUGUGUAUUGGCAGUACAAUAGCUUUUAUAUUAAUAGUUGGAUAUUGUGUUGAGUGUACAUUGGCGAAAUGGAACUGGCCUAUAGUUAUGUUAAGAAAUAUGCCUCUGCCAAGUAUCAUUCCUGUGCAGAUGAACCUCUUAAGAGUCAAGUUAAUGCGUUGUUGUCUCAGUGUCAGCAACAUAAUGAUGAGCUGCAGAGUAGACCGCUUACAAAAAAAGGUAACAAGGAGAAAUUGGCUAACGAAAUUGCGGUAUUGCUCAGAAUCACAGAAAUUUCUGAGCAAAUGGGGGAGCAAUGGAGAGCAGAAAGGAGUCAACUUGGAGAGCAGAUAGAGAAAGUUGGAGAUAAUCUUAGGAGCAUUGCAACUGCCUCCAGUGUUGAAAUGAAUGACUUGAGGGCUACAGUGUGCAAUUUAUCCGAAAAAAAUUGUGAGCUCCAAGAACAAUUGGAACAAUGCAAUGCAAACUUUGACAUGAAGAGUAGGCUUGUUGGUUCAUUGCAACUAAAAUUAUCUCAUAUGGAGGAAUUGGUAAUGUCUUUGGAGAGGAAAUUGGAAGAUGCAAACUCCCAGCUACUUAGAAAGGAGCAAUGGAUAUUAUCCCUCAAUGAACGGAAGAAAAAGUGUCCAUCAGCCAAUAUUUGUACUGUCACUGAUGUGAAUACAUCCAAUGAGGUGGCAUUAACAAAUGCUCCUGGAUAUUUAGGGGAGGGCACUAGAGUACUCACAAUUAAUGAAAAACUUACAUUGUGCCAGAUUCUGGGUGAGUUUAAUACACUGGAGUCACCCGUGUGCCUGUCUAAUAAAUUUGAGGCUAUUGUACAGAAAUACACUUUGACUGAUAAAGAUGCAUGCUCUCUUCUAAAGGCUUGGGUACCAGCACCUCUAGCAGCCCAGGUAUCUGCAUAUGAGAAUGAUAACUUAGAUGCAGAGGGAAGGAUGAAAGAACUGCAGCGUGUGUUAAAGAGUCGUGAUGAUAGAGGGAUAAAUGCGUUACAAAGAAUGAGAUUUAGAAGAGGAGAUGACCCUAUAUUGUUCUGUAACCAAUAUCUUUCACUGUACAAACGUGUUUAUAACUGUCCUGGUAUGUCUGCUGAUGAUCCGAGCUUCAUAUACUCAAUGGCCAAUAUCUGUUAUGUGAACUAUCCUAAUAGGAUUGCCCUCAGAAAUGCCAAUUCAUACCAGAGCUUUAUCAAUACACUUAGAGACUGGUGUGAAGAAUCCAGUGAUGGGUAUAGAUCAGAUGCAGAUAUAUCAGUAGUGAGCAGAGGUACAAGAAGGAAGAAAUUCAUCAGGUGUUACAAAUGUCACAGACCAGGGCACAUUCAGAGAUUUUGUAGAACCCCCGAUAUUUCCAGCCUGAUACCAGAUGAUAAAAGUAUAUCCACCCAGGACAAGGAAAGCAUGCCACAGGAGCCUGAUGUCAUGGAUAACAGCCUUGGGGAGUCAGGAAAUGCUGAGGGGCAAAAGGAGGAGGUUUCAGCUAACAAUGGCCCCCAUCCUCCGAAUAGCCAACAGCCAUGGGGGACGAGCAUACCAAUGUUUGCACCCUGGGCUAAUCUUCCAUUUUGGCUGGUAUGCAGUUGGUCCCAAAUAGCAUUACCAUUUUUCAUAACAAAUAUGGCAAACUUUGUGAGCAAUGCCUGCUUAGUUUAGUAAGAAUAUGGGACUUAUAUUCUAGCCGUACAGAUAACAGGACAAGGCUUAGAGAAUAAGGAUUUGACUAUAAUGAUAAUUGUGUGUAAUAAUUGUCUUUGUGUUUCCUUUUCAGGAGCCACUGAAGGCAGCUUAGUCAAGCUGGCCAAACACUAAUGUUUUUGUUUUGUUCACAGGUUUUAGGUGGAGUGGUCCAGACUACAUUUAGUUGAGCAUUAGUUAGAUCAAUUUAAAAAGGUCUUCAUAGUCAC